Globicephala melas (long-finned pilot whale) is the source of this 978-nucleotide messenger RNA. The record is from RefSeq and is a predicted model, not a curated record. NCBI's taxonomy places the organism in Eukaryota, Metazoa, Chordata, Mammalia, Artiodactyla, Delphinidae.
AUGGAGGCUGAAUGGUCUGAAGAACCGGCACAGGACUGGAAAUCAGAAGACCCGGGUUGCAGUGGUUUUUCUACCUUUAAUGAUAGUAGCUUAUCUUAUGAAAUGCUCACCAGGGCCCCCGUGGUGCCCCCACGUGUGCAUCUGCGCUGUCUCGAUCCACCGGUUACUCCCUGCUGCUGCCCGGGAUCCACCGGCUGUGCUCCGGGGCCGCCAAUCCGCGAGGACUCGAUGGAGCCCCUGUUUUGUUUCACUAAGCCUGCGAUGUUUCAUCUGCAAAACUACCAUAGGGCCACGGCUGCAGACAAGAGCACAGAGAAGAAGGAAGAGAAGGUCCUGGUCAAGAAGCAGAAGACCAGAACCGUGUUCUCUCAGACGCAGCUGUGUGUGCUCAAUGACAGAUUUCAGAGGCAGAAAUACCUCAGCCUCCAGCAAAUGCAAGAACUUUCCAACAUCCUGAACCUUAGCUACAAACAGGUUAAGACCUGGUUCCAGAACCGGAGAAUGAAAUGUAAGAGGUGGCAGAAAAACAACUGGCCCAGGAAUAGCAACAUUGUGACUCAGGGCCCAGCAACUACAGAAUACCCGGGCUUCUAUUCCUACCACCAAGGAUGCCUGGUGAACUCUUCCGGAAACCUGCCCAUGUGGGGUAACCAGACCUGGAAUAACCCAACUUGGAGCAACCAGAGCUGGAACAGUCAGUCCUGGAACAACCAGAGCUGGAACAGUCAGACCUGGUGCCCCCAAGCCUGGAAUAACCAGACCUGGAACAGUCAAUUCAACAUCUAUGUUGAGGAAUUCCUGCAGCCCCAGAUCCAGUACCAGCAAAGUUCUCCUGUCAGUGAUCUGGAGGCCACCUUGGAAACUGCCGGGGAAAGCUAUAACAUAAUACAGCAAACUGCUAAGUAUUUCAAUUCCCAACAGCAAAUCAUGGAUUUAUUCCCAAAUUACCCUCUGAACAUACAGCCUGAAGAUUUGUAA